Messenger RNA from Xyrauchen texanus (razorback sucker), 9138 nucleotides. RefSeq names its product zinc finger protein Helios-like. Gene Ontology annotation, molecular function: DNA-binding transcription factor activity; RNA polymerase II cis-regulatory region sequence-specific DNA binding. Gene Ontology annotation, biological process: regulation of transcription by RNA polymerase II. The record is from RefSeq and is a predicted model, not a curated record. NCBI's taxonomy places the organism in Eukaryota, Metazoa, Chordata, Actinopteri, Cypriniformes, Catostomidae. Bases 383 to 1885 code for a protein of 500 amino acids. The transcript is spliced from 8 exons.
GAUCAGAAGACGAAAUCUAAUAGUCGGGGGAAAGGCGCUUAGACGCGUGUGAAAUGGAAAAGCUGACGGGCGUGUUGAGCGUAAAGGAAGUUACCAAACCAUACAAACCAAACAAGCAGCUUGCUUCCUAACUUUUUUUUUUUUUUUUUUUUUUCGGAUUGGUGCAAGAUCGUCCCCUGUUUUUGGCCAAUAUGAACUCCAGUUGAACAUGUCAGUCUUCAGAGGACAUCGACAUCACACUAGACUCUGAAACACCCCCGUCAUUGGAAAUAAUUUCACGCAUUUUCAGACUUAAGGAUUUUUCGGGACACGUCGACUUGCGUUUUCACAGGGGGGAGACAAAAAAAAAAAAAAAAAAAAAAAAAAGUUCUGCCCCCUGACUAUGGACAUGGAGGCAACGAAUGGCUAUAUUGCAAGUAACGGCGACUGCUCUCCCAGGAAGGAGAACUCAAGAAUGCUGGUAGACCUGUCGACCAACACACCCAAUGGACAGCAUUCCCAAAGUCCUGAUUCUCCUGCUGCACAUACAAUCAAACAAGAGGAAGGUACAGAGGAGGAGACGGAGAGACAUCCCAGUGGUCCAGAUGAGACGGGUCACAGUGGUGAGGAAGGAUCUGGAUUGGAGGAGCCUAUGAUUGACAGCCCAAACAACCUACAAGACACAGGACCGGGAACAGAAGCACAGAGUGAAGCAGAGAUAAGGCUGCCAAAUGGUGACAGGCCAUUCCAGUGUAACCAGUGUGGAGUGUCAUUUACUCAGAAGGGCAACCUGCUGCGACACAUUAAACUCCACACGGGAGAGAAGCCCUUUAAAUGCCCAUUCUGCAGCUACGCAUGCCGUCGUCGUGAUGCCCUGACCGGUCACCUGCGCACACACUCAGUUGGCAAACCACACAAGUGUAACUACUGUGGGCGGAGCUACAAACAGCGCACAUCAUUGGAGGAGCACAAAGAACGGUGUCAUAAUUACUUACAUAGUGUCGGCAUGGACUCCACCUCCAAUCCUGGCCCAUAUCCAGGGGAAGUCCCAAAUGAGCAGAGGUCUCUGGAAUCAGCUGGCCUGGCGGCUUUCGACCGGCCGCCUGUAAUUGAAAGACUGCAGGGAAAUGUGGGUAAACGGAAGAGUACCACGCCACAAAAGUUUGUGGGUGAGAAAAUGGUUCGCUAUUCAUACCCUGAGCUGAACUAUGAGAUGGGUCUGAAGUUUGAGAAGGAAGCUGAGAUGAUGCAGGCCCAAAUGAUGGACCAUGCCAUUAGUAAUACCAUCAACUACCUGGGAUCUGACUCCCUAAGGCCGGUUGUCCAUCAUCCAUCCCUCUCCAUGGCUGAGGUGGUACCUAUGGUGAACCCUCUCUUCCAUCCAGUCUACCCGCUUGGCCCGCGCAUGGAUCGGCCAAGCAGUCGUGAAGCUCCUCCUCUGCCCCACACUAACCCUGAGUUCCCACACCCAACCAAUGGAGCAAUCUCAUUGGUCAGACCCAAGAAUCCUCAAUCAGGGCGAGACGGGUCACCUUGCAACAGCGGACAAGAUUCAGCUGAUUCAGCACGGAGCAGCCCCCGGGACAAGCUUAGUAUCAGCAGUAGUGCCGGGCCCAGGUACAGAUCCAGUCCGGGUUUUGGGCGGGCAGAGGAAGGCAGGGCGAUAGAUACCGGCCGUGUUGGCAUCAGGGAUGGGGUCCGUGUAUUCGGCCGUGGGGGUCAGGAGCUGAGAGUGUUCCAGUGCGAGCACUGCCGCGUUCUUUUCCUGGACCACGUUAUGUACACCAUCCACAUGGGUUGCCAUGGUUACAGAGACCCACUAGAGUGCAACAUCUGUGGCCACUGCAGCAAAGAUCGCUACGAGUUCUCCUCACAUAUUGUCCGUGGGGAACAUACCUUUCGUUAAGAGCUUGACUCUCUUAACCUCAGCCAUACACUGCAAAAAAAGAAAAUAACAAUUUCAUCAGUAUUGUUGUCUUGUUUGCUGACAAAAAUGUCUAAACUUCCUUAAAACAAGACACAUUUACUUGGGAAGCAUUUCUUCUUGUUUUAAGCAUAAAUGUAACACAAUUUUGUGAGGCUUAUGCAACCAACUAUUUUCCAAUAGGUUAAGAAAAAUAAACUUAAUUCAAUAUAUACAGUAUUGUGCAAAACUUUUGUUACAUAGUGAGGAUUUCUUCAAAAAUAAUGCCUAAAAAAUUCAAUUAACGCCAUAAAAAGUUCAGUAAACAUUAAAAAAAGCUAAAUCAAUGUUUGGCGUGACCACCUUUGCCUUCAAAACAGCUCCAAUUCUCCUAGGUACACCUGUACACAGUUUUUCUUGGUUGUUGGCAGAUUGGAUGUGUCAAGCUUUUCUGAGAAUUUGCCACAGUUCUUCUAUCUAUUUGUGCUCUCUCAAUUGCUUCUGUCUCUUCAUGUAAUCCCACACAGACUCAAUGUUCAGUGUGUAUGGGGUGGGGGGUCAUGCCAUACGUUGAAGGGCUCCCUGCUCUUCCAUUCUGUUUGGAAAAUGAAUGUUUGGGAGUCUAAAAUGUAUAUUUCCUAUUAACACACUCAACUCAACUUUAUUCAAAAAGAACUUUCAAAACCAAAAGUGUAGACCAAAGUGCUGUACGGAUACCAAAAUGUACAACAUAACAUUACAAAGAAAAAUACAUAGAUUAAUACAAUUACCACAAUAAUUACAACUAACAAUAUUAAAAUACUUAAUCAAAAGCCAGUGUGAGUAAAUACGUCUUAAUGUACCUCUUCAAAGCAUCAAUUCAGGUAGUGAAUUUAAUAGACAGAGGCAACUAAUUCCAUAAUACAGGGGCAGCAACCGAAAAUGCAAGGUCUCUCUUCCACUUCAGGCGAGGCACAACUGGUCAGUAGAACAUAAAGAUUUUUGGAAUUGGUAAAGGUUGAUUAAAUCUUUAAUGUAGACUGGUUUAAAAGCUUUUAAAACAAAUAGCAGCACCUUAUACUGAAUUCUAAAUUGUAUUGGUAGCCAGUGUAAUGAUGCCAAAACAGGUGUAAUAUGAUCCCUUUUUUGGAAUUCGCUAAAAGCCUCACCUCACUAAAUCGGACGAUAUAAGUAACCAUCUUAAGUCAAAUAUUUUUGUUAGACAUCUUAUGUGCCUAAGACUUUUGCACAGUACUGUAUAUUUUUUAAAACAAGUCUUAAAAGGAUAGUUAACCCAAAAAUGAAAAUCUGAAAUUAUUAAUUCACCCUCUUGUUGUUCCACACCCUUAGGGCUUUCUUUCUUUCAUGUAACUGGCAGGAUAUGGCAGUAUGUUAGCCUCAGUCACCAUUCACUUUUAUUGUAUAGGAAAAAGAUGCAAUGAAAGUAAAAGAUGACUGAUGCUAACAUUCUGCCAAACAUCUCUUUUGUGUUUCUGGAAGAAGAAAGAAAGUUAUAGGGGUUUGGAACAACAUGAGGGUAAGUAUUUCGGAUGAAUUUCCCCCAAUUUCACCUCUGAAGUAAAUGUAUCUUGUUUUAAAUGUGUCUAGAUAUUUUAACUUGCAAACGAGAAAAAAAUACUGAUUAAGAAAUUGUUUUUUGCAGUGCAAUCUAUGAUUCUAUGGAUGUUUCCAGCAGACUGCACGUAAUGAGGCAAAUAUGCUCACCUGAAGCAUUACGUGAGCAGCAAUCAGCAGAUAUAUGAAGGUUCCGGUCCAGUAGAAAUGUUUUCAUUUUGGAGCUGUUUGAAGAUUUUUUGUUCUGGGUGAGGGGAUGAGUAUGUUUAUGAUGUGAAUGUUUCAUUUGAAUUUUUUUCCUCCACACAUAGAGAUUCCCAUUCUCUUUUUAAUUGUUGUGUACGUAUUGAUCCUUCUAGCAGAGCAGCUAUACGUUAUCUAAAGUUGUGAAGUCCUUUCCCUUUUUGUUGACUAUAUUUUAUCAGAGUACCUUGAUGCAUGCUGUCAUUCCUCUUUCAUGGACAUCGAUCAUUUUUACAGGUAAACAGAACAAAGUAUGCCACAGAGGAACACCGGAGAAUUGAACAAUGCUUAGCACAGCGAACAAAAAAAAGACUUUAAUUCAUAGCUUCAUGCUGCUGCGGCUUCUCAGUGGCUUGCUGUUUUGAAUGGCACGAUUUUGUCUUUUUAUGGAGUGUUUUGUAUCUUUACAUUUUCUUAUAUGAGGAGUCCUCCCUUUUCCAUAUGUUCCUGGGGCACCCUACUGAAGCAGACCUUGUUUAUUAAAGGGAUAGUUGACCCACAAAUUAAGAUUCCUCAUGUCAUUCCAAACCUCUAUGACUUAGGAGAAAUUUAGAAUGUACUGGUUGUUUUUAUCCAUGCAAUUACAAAGAAUGGGUACUGGAGCUUUCAAGCUUCAAAAAGGUUGCAAAAGCACCAUAAAAGCGUAAUAAAUGUGGUCCAUAGUACUUAAAUAACUUAUAGACUACAAAUAUAAAUGUCAUCUGAAACUCUAUAAUAGCUUUGAGUGAGAAACAGACCAAAAUGUAAGUUUAAUACAAUUUUUGAGUUAACUAUCCCUUUAAAGAUAUAUGGGCUCAAGUUUCUGGUUUUGUGCUGCUGUCCUCUUCCCACUCUCGUUCUCAUAUUGGUGCUAGGGUUGUCACGGUACCAUAAGACCAGCUAAAGUAUCACGAUACCAAGUAGUGUCACGAGACCAUACAAUAGUGUGUUAAUUCUCAACAGUUUGUCAUAGUGGUUCUUAGAAUCUAGCCUUUCCACUUGUUGCUCUGGAACUGGUGAAAAUAACUGAUGGAUGAAGGCUCAAAUGGACUAACUUUUUACCUAAUAUAAUUUUUAGUUUGAUGUAAAUAAAAACACUUUGCCACAUCAAAACAGCCAGUUCAAAACGGCAACUGCUUUAAACCUUUAUUCAAAUAUUCUGUGAUUAUUUGAACAUUAAAAUAAAGAUCAGUCAAAGAUUCACUAUUACAGCCAAUUCAGCCCCUCACUCCUGGUCAAGAGAUGCAUGAGUGCAGAUUACACACACACCAGUUUGAUCGCACGGCUCAGGGAUGUGAACAAACUGUGACCAAACCGAUCUGGGCUGCAUUUCCCAAAAGCAUUGCAAGGUUAAGUUGAUUGUACAGACCACUGGCGCCAAUGUUUACAAUGCUUUUGGGAAACACAGCCCUGAUCAUAAGUGCGAAGUUACCGCCACCAUGCAUUUGUAAUUUAAAAAAAAUAAAUAAACAAGUGCAAUGUUCGAUUUCUCAGAGAAACUAUAAAUCUGUAAAUGUUAAGAUAAUGCAAGUGGCACUAACCUGUGUGUAUUCUGCUGAAGCAGUGGGAUGUGUCUGAAGGUGUUUAAUAAGGUUGCUAGUGUUUCCCCCUUUGGCUUGAAAUCUUUGUAGACACUCACGGAAGAUGGGUUUUCCCGGUCUCAUCAGGCAAACCUCAAACUAAUUCCAAACCUCGUUAUGUGAAAUUAGUUAUUUUUUAUUUUUUUAGUUUCUCACUGUCCAAAGUUGUAUUUAAAUCUUAUUUAUAUAAGAUUUAAUAUUAUCCAUUAGGAGACACAACCGCCAAAUUAAGACGCUGGGAUUCAGACGUGUGGGUGUUUGAAACAUGGGAAAACCAUACGUUGAAAUAUAAACAAUACCAUGUAAGGGGCAAAUUCUUAACAGCGUUUUUGUGCUCUUAAAAGGUACUGCGUGAAGUGGACGCCUCUCAAAAAGACUACCUUUUAAUGUUAUUGUAGACAUAGGGCUGAUUCAAAUGAAGGUUUUAGUGAAAAUAAUAUUUACUACCACAUAUCCAACAUAACUUCUGGUACUACCGUGUUAUAGGAACGAUCGUUUAAAAAAUACUGUGGCACCGCCAGUAUUUUGUAGCUUUAGUAUCGUGAUGAGUCCAUAGCACCAGUAUACCGUGCAACCCUAAUCAGUGCUAUGUACAUUUUACAAAAGUAAUUCUGUUGGAUGGUUUUAUGAAUUUUUGGGCACAAUUUUAUGAAGUGUUGAUGACAAUCUCCAUUGUAACUCAGUGAUUUGAAGGGGAUGCAGCAUGUAACAACAUGUAACUAGAGAUUUGUUGUCUUUCCGAUAAAGACAAAUGAGUUUCUGCACUGUUUGUACACUGUUGCACAGUUACUGUCAUCUCUUGCGUUCUUAUGCACUUGGCUGAAAACAGCACUGCGACAUGCCUUGAUAAACCUGUUUUUGCACUAUUAGCUUGAGGCCUUGGGCAAAAAUAUGCUAUUUCCAUGCUAUUGAUAAAGUGAACAAAAAGAUCCGUGUGUAGUUUAGCUAGUCACAACACUGGUGUAAAUGUGAUUCAACAAACGAACAAGUCACAGCCAGUACUUGUAACUGCUACACCUGUAGUUUCACCUACAUUAACAUGCUUUAACAACAGGGCUGCCAUCCAUACCUUUGAUUGAAAUCAAUGAAUUUCAUUCAGCCUUCGGACUAAAUGCCUCAUUUUCGUCUCUGAACCAUCUUAAUAAUUUUUAAAUGAAACACCUCAGUUUACUCCGUGUUACAUAAGAUACUUUAGAUUAGAGAAGUUUUCUUUUUUUAAAUUAUUAUCAUUUAUUUGGAGAAAAAAACCAACCCUAUUAGUGGGCGCAAUUCAUUCUUAGUGAGUCCAUUAGUGAACCCACCCAUUAUCUUUUGUGAAUCAGGAGAGACAAACAAAUAACCAAAGCACUGAAAACAAAUGUCAAGUUAAUGGAACAUUGCAGAUCUUUAAAAUUGCAUAAGACGACAAAGACGUUUUUACUAUGCUUAUAGAUUUUAAAAGAUUGCAGUUGAGAUUGUAUCGCUAGCCCAGACUGCCUGAGAGCUUUGCAGAUAAAAAUGCGGUUUAUUAAUCAGACAAUGUUUAGCUCCCCCAACUCUUAAAAAUGUUCCUUUGCUUGAUGCAAUGAGGUGCAGAAACCCCUUUGUUCUUUUUGUUCACAUUGUUUUCAGGGCAUUUAAAUAUGUGCAUAAAAUGUAGGCUAUUUAGGCAUGUUUUCAAUGUUCACAUGUACAUUUUUAUGUUUUCACCAAACCUGUUUCUCUUCCUUUUUUACUUGUUAUUUUCUUUCUUUCUUUCUUUUACUUAAAAUUUUUCACAUUAUCUGAAAAUGUUAUUGAAUAUUUGCAUUUAGCACUCUGUAGCACAACCCAUACAUUUUAUAGCUUUAAUCAUUGUGUACGGCUCAUGUAUACAACUACAGCCUUCACGAUAUUCAGAAUCUGCACAUAUGUUGGGCUUUUCUUUGUCUUGUUAGAGCUAAACAAUCAUUUCACCAUGAUCCUUCUUUUAAACCUUUCUUUAAAAUACUCUUCUGUGCCUAUUGUAUUUAAAAAAAAAAAAUUACUAUGCCUUUAAUUCUUUUCUGCUAAAAAAACUGUGAAUAUGCCCUUUAAACAUGUUGAGGAACUAGACAUAAAAGACAUUGAAUAGCACUGAUGGAAUCACGUUUGUAUUGUUUGAACGUCAUUUAUUGCUUUAAAAAAAAAAUAUUUAGGUUUUUUCACCUCCACAAAUGUCACAAAUCACACAUUCUGUAAACACACUGCCUCUUAAUUCCUGGAAUAUUUUGAAGAAUUGUAUUUGUUCUUGUCAAGCAUGAAUAUCUUUUGGCAUUUUAGCUAUCUUUUUCUUUUAUUUUAUUGGUGUCACAUGCCGGCAUGAUAUUUGAAUGUGCUCCACAGUUCCAGGGUAUUUUAUACAAUAAUUUUUUAACCAACAUAUAUGAUAGUUGCCCCCAAACCCACCCCCCCCCCACCCACCCCACCCACCCCACCCCCAAAAAAAAAACAAGUUGAAGGAAACAUUUAUAUAAGACUAUGUUUACAACCAAAUGAACAAGAGCACACAAACAAAACAAGUUCUUACAAUGAGUCCAAACUUUUUGGAAUGGAGAGUACUUGAAGUUACACGAAAGGCAUGCAAAAGUCAGGUUUUACUUUUUAUCAUCUGUGUAAAUGUGUGUGUGUACAUAUAUAUACUUUUUUUUUUUUGUGAGAGAAAGGUGUUUUUUAACUGUUCUUAUUCACUGUGGACCUUACAAACAGUAAAUCAAUGGUUUGCUGUGUAUUUUUAUAUAAGUAAAUGUAUGAAUUAUAUACAGUAUAUUUUGGUAAACAAUGCUGAAAGGGGGUUAUCUUUUGUUGUGUGCUGGUUAGCUUUUAUGGGUUUUCUCAGGUACUGUGUUGUCAAAAUCUUCUUAUAAAAACUAAUGGCAUUUGUAUGGAAGUGUAAGAAAAUAUUAAGUAAUAUUGAUUAGUUUGGUAAUAUUUGGCUUUAAGUUCAAAGUCAAAUGUCCAAAUAUAAUGAUAAAAGUGUGUUGUUCUAUAUUGUUUUUUAAAGCAUGGGCUUUUCUGCAUUAAAUGCUGUCAUCAUCAGAUACUUCUCUUGUUUGUUGCCUUCUAUGGAGAGUCCUCAUAAGGAUAGCCGUGUGUGCGUGCGUGUGUGUAUCUCUCUCAAUCUUGUUUUGAGCAUACAUAUGUGGUCUUUUAUAGACAGGCCUUUUAUGGUGGACUUGUGGUUUUAGUCAAAGGCCAUCUCUUUACUUUCCACUGUCCCUCUCCGGUUUGCAAACAUGCUCGGCAGCCUGAGAGAGCAUAUAUCACAUUCACACUAUAAAUGCAUGCAGUGUUACAGGAAAAAGAAGCAGGAGGUUGAUAUUGCACUUACUGGGUGCUAAAAAGUGAACAUUUGGCUACUUAAUGGGGCCUGAAGGCAAAUAAUUUUUAAAACACAUUUUCAUUUAAACUGCUCAGUGAGGACUUAAGACAUUUCAGACAUUACUGCUGAAUUUUCAUUAAAGAUGCUUUGAAACGAUAUGUGUUGUGAAAAGUGCUAUACAAAAAAAAUAAAAUAGUCACACCUUUGUUGUUGUUUGUUUUUAGCAGAGCAGCCCUAAGAAACAUCUGGACUCAUGCUUUGCAGUAUCAGUUUCAUCACAUUUCACAUUUACAUUUAUGCAUUUGGCAGACGCUUUUAUCCAAAGCGACUUAGUGCAAUUAUUACAGGGACAAUCCCCCCAGAACAACCUGGAGUUAAGUGCCUUGCUCAAGGACACAAUGGUGGCAGCUGUGGGGAUCAAACCAGCAACCUUCUGAUUAACAGCCCUGUGUUUUAGCCACUACGCCACCACCUCUCAUCAGUAAUUACUUUAUAGGAUGGGAUGAACAUAAACUGACAAUUUCUUUCUCUCAGGGUACUGCGUUUUCAUGUUCAGAUAAUUUCAAGCAAAACAAAGUUAU